Messenger RNA from Sarcophilus harrisii (Tasmanian devil), 673 nucleotides. RefSeq names its product prostate and testis expressed protein 2. The transcript is spliced from 4 exons. Bases 140 to 493 code for a protein of 117 amino acids. The record is from RefSeq and is a predicted model, not a curated record. Lineage: Eukaryota; Metazoa; Chordata; Mammalia; Dasyuromorphia; Dasyuridae.
UGAUUCACAAUUCUGCCAAGGCCUAGCCCUGCCUCUACUUUGAACUGCUGCUGGUUUUCUCCCAAUCCUUGGUGUACAACAGGAAGUAUACAAAACAAAAACUUCCCACCCACUAGUGCUUUGUUCAUUGAGACUCAGGAUGGACAAGUUGUUCCUGCUCAACCUAUUUACCUUUCUUUGCCUGGCUGAGGGAAGAUUUUUAACAAGACAAGAAGCAGACAAGAACUGCAAUCUAUGCACUGUUUUCCAUAUGGGGUUUUGUUAUACUGGAAUGAAGAGCUGCGCAGCGUCGGCUGGUGAUCACUGUGCCACCAAGAACAUCUAUGUAAUUCAAAAUACAGGUGAGGCUCGGUAUCAUUACUCAAAACUGACCUGUAAGUCAAACUGUGUGAAUGAGGACAUGACCUCCAAAAGAAAGAGGGUAGAAAUACUCUGCUGCCGUGAACAACAUUACUGCAAUAUGCCAUUUGGGUCCAAGAUCCCUGCUUCCUAAGAUAGAGGCUGAGUCCUAGAAAUGACCUCUUCUAGAGCUUUUUAUUCUGCUCUCUGAACCUCUAAAGCCAGCAAUUCCCUGAUUGGAUCCUGCUUUUAACAGAUAUGGGGGUCUAAUAAUAUUGAUGUCUCUGCUCGGGCGAUUCAGAAGCUAAAUAGUUUGACAGCAUUAAAAACCUUG